AAAUCAAUAAAAGAACUACGUCGUCAGGUCGUCAAAGAAAAAGUUGUGAAAAAACAACAGUAGAUUGUUUCAAAAUGUCGAUAACGUCCAAAAUUUCUCCCGAUUCUAGAUUCAAUAUGCAAAAAAAUGAUAAAUGUUAUAAAGAAUUUCAUGAGUUGUUGAAUCGAGUGAAAGAAAAUUCAAUAGAGCCUUUUCAAUUUUUGAAUAAUGUUUUAAAAGAAGUCAACGAUGAUGACGAUAUUCAAAGAUCUAUGAAACGAACAACUUAUACAGAUAUUGAUUUUCAAUUAGCUUCCUUGAUGAAACGAAUCGAAUCAAAUGUGUCAAUUUUGGAAAAGACAAAGCAGCGUAUCAAGGAUAUUAAUUUUAUCACAGAGAAGAAUAAAAUUCUCGCCUCGAGUGAAUUAAGUGACAAUAAGGAAACAUCACAGAUAAAUGAACAGGAGAAAUUAAAAAUCGAAUUAAGUAAUGAGCAUCCUGAAAUUGAUGCAGUUCAACAUAUGUUGAACAGCACUUUGCAAAUUGUGCAAGGCAUAAAGAAAAUUACCAUCGACGAUCUAGAUUCUAAAAUGCAUUAGUCCCGUCGAUUAAAAUAACAUAAUAAUCACUU
Leptopilina heterotoma is the source of this 610-nucleotide messenger RNA. RefSeq lists its product as uncharacterized. Bases 75 to 578 code for a protein of 167 amino acids. The transcript is spliced from 4 exons. Lineage: Eukaryota; Metazoa; Arthropoda; Insecta; Hymenoptera; Figitidae. The record is from RefSeq and is a predicted model, not a curated record.